This is a messenger RNA of Osmia bicornis bicornis, 1510 nucleotides long. RefSeq lists its product as uncharacterized. NCBI's taxonomy places the organism in Eukaryota, Metazoa, Arthropoda, Insecta, Hymenoptera, Megachilidae. The record is from RefSeq and is a predicted model, not a curated record. The transcript is spliced from 4 exons. Bases 12 to 1196 code for a protein of 394 amino acids.
UUAAUAAUAUAAUGGCAAAUAUAACUUCAAUAAUGUCAAUGGAACAAUGUCAUGAUAUUUGCCCUGAAGAUAUUGCUAACAGUUGUACAAAUGUAACUGUUUCUAAUACUGAAAUUAAUUCUAAUGGUAGCAAAAGUUUGGAAGAUUUACAAUGCUUUGUAUGUGAUGCAAAAAUUCAAGGGCGUCAUUAUGCGUUAGCUACAUGUAGGACACAGACAUCAAGAACUAAAGUGAUAGAAAAACUUGGAGAAUUAGUUGGCGAAAGGUACAUGGUAGUAAUAUCAGAAGACGAUGUAAUCUGCAGAAGUUGUGCUAAUCUUAUUAAUACACUUGAUAGACUUGAAGUUGAGAUAUAUAACGUACGUGAUAAUGUUCUAAGAUUCUUGGAACAAAAGUAUUCUUUAGAAGAAGGAGAGCUUCUUGGCAAUAAUGAGAAACAAAAACGUUCUCAACCCCCACAGAUCACAAAGUGCAACAAUCAAAUUAUAACUAAUUGUCAGGGUAAAAAACGAGAUGUUAUUUUAUCUUCAAAUAUUGCUGAAAAAACUAAACAUAAGAAAAGUAACGUUUGGUUACAAUGCGAUAAGUGUCAAUACACAACCCUUCAUAAUUCAUUUAUGGUGCAUCAUGUUAGAAACCAUAUUAAACAGAAAGUAUUUUGCGAUAAAUGUGGCGUACAGUUUUCUGAAAAAGAACACAAAUCACAUAACUGUAGCUUGAAAGAACAUUUGAAUGUCAAAAAUACAGUUCAAAAUGAGCCACAAGCAGAAUCAUCUUUAAAACAUAUCACUGAAACUAUAUUGGAUAUUCCAAUCUUAGAAAAAAAUAUGCAGCAAAACGUACCAAUUAUGGCCAUUGAAACUUACACAGGAUCACAAAUUUCAAAUUGUAAUGAAAAUAUACCUAUAAUAAGGUUGUCAAGUGCCGAAAAUUUACCAAUACAAAAUAUCUUAACUUCCGAUGAUUCUUCUGGCCAACCAAUAUAUGUACGCGUAUUACAACCCGUUGAAAUUAACGAGACCUCAACGCAUUCCACGAUAAUGGCAUCAAACUCUGAUGCAGAUUUGACAAUGAAGUUCAAAGACAAUUCGGAUAAACAAAUUUUAACAUUAACAGAAGAUGGAAAUUUGGAAAUGACAGAGAUAGCUUGCUGGAAUGACAUACAAUCGUCACAAUCUAAUAUAAUAUUCCAAUAAUUUUAAUUUAUACUAUUAAAUUAAAUUUCAUUUAUUCACGUAUUUACAUACAUGGUUAUACAUACGCAUACACACGCACGUGUGUGUACAUAUCUUUAUAAUAAGUUUUAUUAAUUGUUCACGUUUUGUUCUUUGUUCUGCUUUUUCUUUUUGUUUACUGUUACUUUAUCUUCUAUACUGUUAGUUUUAAAAUGAGAUAUCAUUUUAAAACACUAGACGUAGAUAAUAAAUUUGUGCGUUAAAGCAAAACUUCGUCGACAUUUAUUUGUACUUAAUUGCGAUUGCGUAUAUUAUAUUGUAAUUUAGAAAAAUUA